Morone saxatilis (striped sea-bass) is the source of this 3328-nucleotide messenger RNA. Its product is annotated as dynein heavy chain 6, axonemal-like. The record is from RefSeq and is a predicted model, not a curated record. NCBI's taxonomy places the organism in Eukaryota, Metazoa, Chordata, Actinopteri, Moronidae. Gene Ontology annotation, cellular component: dynein complex. Gene Ontology annotation, biological process: microtubule-based movement. Gene Ontology annotation, molecular function: minus-end-directed microtubule motor activity; dynein intermediate chain binding; dynein light intermediate chain binding.
CAGUAUUUCAUCUCUCGUGUACGGGAGAAGCUGCACAUUGUGCUCUGUAUGAGUCCCGUGGGCGAUGCCUUCAGGUCCCGCUGUCGUAUGUUUCCUUCACUGGUCAACUGCUGCACCAUUGACUGGUUUGUGCAGUGGCCUCGUGAGGCACUGCUCUCUGUCUCUCAGUGCUUCUUCCAGAAUGUGGACUUUGGCAGUGAGGAGCUGAAGCAGAGUUUCUCAGCCAUGUGCGUGGAGAUACAUGUUAGUGUCACUGACAUGGCUGAUCGCUUCUACUCAGAGCUGAAACGCCGAUACUACACCACACCUACCUCCUACCUGGAGCUUAUAAACCUCUACCUGUCCAUGCUAGAGGAGAAGAGACGGCAGCUAGUGGUUGCCAGGGAUCGUGUGAAGAAUGGUCUGACCAAACUGCUGGAGACCAAUGAGCUUGUGGACAAAAUGAAAGUGGACCUAUCUGCUCUGGAGCCUGUCCUAAAACAAAAAUCCAUCGAUGUUGAUGCCCUCAUGGAGAAACUGAGUAUAGACCAGGAGAGCGCCGACGAGGUGCGUAAAGUAGUAAAAGAGGAUGAGCUUUUGGCCAAGGUCAAAGCUGAAGACACCCAGGCCCAUGCCGAUGAUGCCCAGAGGGACCUGGAUGAGGCUCUGCCAGCCCUGGAGGGUGCCAAUCAGGCCCUUAAAGUUCCUCUCGACAAGCUGACAUCCUCGGAGAUCAAGGUGUUCACCAAACCCCCAGACCUAGUCAUGACCGUCAUGGAGGCUGUCUGCAUCCUGCUCAACUGCAAACCAGACUGGCCCGGUGCCAAGCAAUUGCUGGGAGAUGCCAAUUUCCUCAGGCGCCUGACAGACUAUGACAAGGACAAUAUCAAGCCUCAGAUCCUGCUGAAGCUGCAGAAAUACAUCAAAAACCCUGAUUUCAUACCUGAGAAGGUGGAGAAGGUAUCCAAAGCCUGCAGAUCAAUGUGCAUGUGGGUCAGAGCCAUGGAUCUUUACUCCAGAGUCCUCAAAGAAGUGGGCCCCAAGAGAGAAAAACUGGCCAAGGCACAGGACUAUGAGCAACAGCCAGAUGUGCCUUGGCUAAGUGAUUUUUACUGGCAGACAUGUUGUGAGCUGGAGAACACACUGCCCUGCUUCAAGGACAUCUCCAAGGAAAUCAUCAGAACGCAUAUCCACAUCAAGCUAGGACGUUUUGAAGCAUCUAUUAAUCCUGUGAAGUGGGAAGGCUAUGUGUCUGAGUUGCCUCCUUUUGGGGAGUCCAACGAGGUGAAGCAGGAGAUCAGAGGCUACUGGAAUGAGAUUUUGGGGGCCUUCCAGAAGCUAGUCCUUAUCAAAAGCUUCUUGGAAGAGAAGGUAGUCUUUGCAGCAACAGAGUUUGUGAUUGUCAGCCUGGGGAAGCAGUUUGUGGAAAACCCCCCAGUGGACCUGGCGAACCUCUACAAUGAUAUGUCCCCCUCCACACCGCUGAUCUUCAUUCUCAGCACAGGAUCUGACCCUAUGGGGGCCUUCCAGCGCUUUGCAAAAGAAAGAGGUUGUCUUGACAGAGUGGAGUCCAUCUCGUUGGGUCAAGGCCAGGGGCCGAUAGCAGAGAAAAUAAUCCAUGCAGCACUGAAGAGUGGCAAAUGGGUUUUUCUGCAGAACUGUCAUCUGGCUGUCUCCUGGAUGUUAGCCAUGGAGGAGCUCAUCAAGACCUUCACUGAGCUUGACACAUCAAUCCACGAGAAUUUCCGUUUGUUUCUCAGUUCCAUGCCUAGCAAAGUAUUUCCUGUUACAGUACUCCAGAACUCUGUCAAGCUCGAGCUUGAUUACAAAGAUGAACCCGAUGGUGAGAUCACAUAUGGAGGCAGAGUGACGGAUGCCUGGGACCAACGCUGCCUCAGGACAAUCCUCAAAGGCUUCUUCUCGCCUCAAACCCUGGAGCCUGGAUACACCUUCUCCUCAUCAGGUAUCUACCAUGCCCCAGAGACAGAUGAACUAGAGCAAUAUAAGAAAUACAUUGAGAGUCUUCCAAUCAUAGAUGAUCCCGAGGUCUUUGGCAUGCAUGAGAAUGCUAACCUGGCCUUCCAGCGCCAAGAAACCAUGACUUUAAUCAACACCAUACUGGAUGUUAAUCCUCGCUCAUCAGCCCAUCAUGGAGCUAAAAGUAACGAUGACAUAGUCUGCGAGCUUGCUGAAUCCAUUUUAGCCAAGCUAUCCGAGUGUCUGGACAUGGAUGAGGCAGUGGAAACUUUGUUUGUCCGAGACAAAAACAACCGCCUUAACUCCUUGACGACCGUGUUGGGCCAAGAAACAGAUCGAUUUAACAACCUGCUGAGAGUUCUCAGGUUGUCUCUUAUCACUCUGCAAAAGGCCAUAGCAGGUCUGGUGGUGAUGUCAGAAGAGAUGGACCGCAUAUACACAAGCUUCCUGAACAACCAGGUUCCCACCCACUGGGCGAACUCUGCCUACCUUUCCCUCAAACCUCUGGCCUCCUGGGUCAGAGACCUGGCCCUCAGGACCUCCUUUAUUCAGACAUGGAUCACACGUGGUCCACCCAAAUCUUUCUGGAUCUCAGGAUUCUUCUUCCCUCAAGGCUUUCUUACUGGGGUUCUUCAGAAUCAUGCCAGGCACUACAAUUUGCCCAUCGAUGAGCUCAACUUCCGCUUCAAUAUGGUGCCGGUGUACAGGGACCAGGUAGCAGUGUGCGAGGCUCUACGGACUCUCCCCAACAACGCUAAAAUGGACAUGGAUGAGGAGUUACCAGAGCCGGAGGACGGUGUCCUCGUGCACGGCAUGUUCAUGGAUGCCAGUCGCUGGGAUGAUGACAACAUGGUGAUUGAGGAUGCGUUACCUCGAGUGAUGAACGCUGUGCUGCCAGUGGUGCACUUCGAGCCACAGCGAAACUACAUGCCUGAGCCCGACCUCUACCAUGCUCCUCUGUACAAGACCUCAGUCAGAGCCGGGAUUCUGUCCACCACCGGUCACUCAACUAAUUUUGUUGUGACAGUAAUGCUCCCCUCCAAGCGACCCAGCGACUAUUGGAUAUCAAAAGCUGCUGCUCUCCUGUGCCAGCUGGAUGAUUAAGUUUUUUUUAGAGGACAAAAAGGAAUUUUAAAUGUGAAACCUUGAUUUAACAUGGAAGCUUCUGUGGAAUUAUUUAUAAAGAUUUUCACAGAAAUGAAUUACGCUAAAAGUGGCAGACUUUAUAAUGUGUAGAAAUUACAUUUCUGUUGAUCAAAUGAGUCUUUCAAAACCUGGUAAGGUUAGAAAUCAAGAACAAGGUUACACAGUUUGCAGUUGUACAUGAAAGUUGGUGUAAAAGAUCCACCAGUAAAUGUAAUUCAACAUAUAC